AUGUCUAAUAGUUCGAAUGUUAUAGGAAUACAGUAUAAUUGUUUUCACAAAAGACCUGAAACAAAAGAAAUAGAUUUAUCUUUCAACUUUGUUAGCAAUAAUAGUUUUGAUAAUGAUUAAAUAACAAGAACCUACUUUUCAAGAAUUAUGUCGAGGAGGAAAGGCACAAGCAGAUUUGAUACUCAAGAAUCCUCAAUGAAUAUCAAAAAGCAAAUAAGAUUUCCUACUCUAUAAUCCAAGCAAGCUAUUUAGAAGACAGAAAUUGGCAAAAGUAUGGGGUUCUAAAUUUAACCAAUUCAAAUACAACUGAAAAUCUUUAAUGCAAAGCCUUCUGAAUCCUUUACAACCGAAGAACUUUAAGAGCAAAGAAGAGCUUAUUGUUUGAAGUAAUAUCGAAAAUAUCAACAAUAAAGAUUAUUUCAAUAAAUGAUUUUAAAAAAUUUAAGUAUAAAAGAAACCAUUUAAACAUGGGUAUAAUCCUAAAAAAAAUGA
Messenger RNA from Paramecium tetraurelia, 492 nucleotides. RefSeq lists its product as uncharacterized. Lineage: Eukaryota; Ciliophora; Oligohymenophorea; Peniculida; Parameciidae. The record is from RefSeq and is a predicted model, not a curated record. The transcript has a single exon.